This is a messenger RNA of Exophiala oligosperma, 3841 nucleotides long. Its product is annotated as oxoglutarate dehydrogenase (succinyl-transferring), E1 component. Gene Ontology annotation, cellular component: mitochondrion; oxoglutarate dehydrogenase complex. The transcript is spliced from 3 exons. Gene Ontology annotation, molecular function: thiamine pyrophosphate binding; oxoglutarate dehydrogenase (succinyl-transferring) activity. Lineage: Eukaryota; Fungi; Ascomycota; Eurotiomycetes; Chaetothyriales; Herpotrichiellaceae. The record is from RefSeq and is a predicted model, not a curated record. Gene Ontology annotation, biological process: tricarboxylic acid cycle. The coding region runs from base 193 to 3345 and encodes 1050 amino acids.
CUUCAGUUUCUUUUCUCCCUUUUAUUCUUUGCAGUCCCUUCGCAAUCAUUCCCUCUCCCCUCUUAUUCUCUGUUGUUCCUCAAUCUCGUGGCUGAAGGAGGAAAAUCCCCGCUGUUGACUCAGGAACCUCACAAAACCGUCCCAUUUCCUAUGGAUCAUUCCUUGCUGUAUCACUAGCUUGCCUUCCACAUCAUGUAUCGUUGCGCCACCGGGAAGCUCUCCCUGAGAGCUGCCCAAGCUUCAAAGUCAUACGCUACCUCUUCCGCCUCCCGCUCCCUUGCCGGAACCCGCCAGAAUGCGUUGAUCGCUGGAAGAAAGCCUUUGGCCGUAGUGCCUCGGAGCUCACUGCAGCGCAGGAGUUAUGCCAUGACGGCCGAGGACACCAACAAAGGCGUCGACCCGAACGAUUCUUUCCUCCAGGGAAACACUGCCAACUACAUCGACGAGAUGUACAUGGCGUGGAAAGAAGAUCCCUCCUCUGUGCAUGUCUCAUGGCAAGCGUAUUUCCACAACAUGGAAGAAGGAAAGAUGCCCAUUUCUCGAGCCUUCCAGCCCCCUCCGGGUCUACUAUCACAAGCCGAAGGGGCAGCGAGCAUUGCGCCGAGCGCAGUUGCCGCAGGGGGAGAAGACAUUAGCAAACAUCUCAAGGUCCAAUUGCUGGUCCGAGCAUACCAAGCGAGAGGUCAUCAUAAGGCGAAGACUGAUCCUUUGGGUAUCCGUGGUGAAGCCGAGGCCUUUGGCUACCGCCGGCCUAAGGAGCUGGAGCUCGACCACUACGGAUUCACUGAGGCAGACCUGGACCAAGAAUUCAGUCUGGGACCGGGUAUUCUCCCGCGUUUCGCUACUGAAACAAAACAGAAGAUGAAGCUCCGCGACAUCAUCGCAGCCUGCGAAAAGACCUACUGUGGUUCGUAUGGCGUCGAAUACAUCCACAUCCCAGACCGCGAGCAAUGCGACUGGAUCAGGAACAGAAUCGAAGUUCCCACCCCAUUCCGGUACUCUGUCGACGACAAGCGACGUAUUCUCGACCGUUUGAUCUGGAGUUCCAGCUUUGAGACCUUUUUGGCCACAAAAUACCCCAACGACAAGCGUUUCGGCCUCGAAGGUUGCGAAUCUCUGGUCCCCGGGAUGAAGGCCAUGAUUGACCGAAGUGUCGAUUAUGGCAUCAAGGACAUCGUCAUUGGCAUGCCUCACAGAGGAAGAUUGAAUGUCUUGAGCAACGUGGUCCGUAAACCCAACGAGUCGAUAUUUAGUGAAUUCUCAGGAACCACCGAAGCUAGUGACGAAGGUUCCGGCGACGUCAAAUACCACUUGGGUAUGAAUUUCGAACGGCCUACGCCUUCCGGCAAGCGAGUGCAGCUUUCCCUUGUGGCUAACCCAUCGCAUCUGGAAGCCGAAGAUCCGGUGGUGUUGGGGAAGACCCGUGCUAUCCAGCAUUACAACGACGACGAAACCAAACACCAAACAGCCAUGGGCGUACUGCUACAUGGCGAUGCUGCCUUUGCUGCCCAGGGUGUUGUGUACGAGACCCUCGGUUUCUAUGCACUGCCCGCCUACUCUACCGGUGGUACUAUCCACAUCAUCGUCAAUAACCAAAUCGGUUUCACGACGGACCCUCGUUUUGCUCGAUCUACUCCUUACUGUUCCGACAUUGCCAAGGCAAUCGACGCUCCAGUCUUCCAUGUCAACGGUGAUGAUGUUGAAGCCGUUAACUUCGUCUGCCAACUCGCCGCAGACUGGCGCGCUGAUUUCAAAAAGGAUUGUGUUAUUGACAUCGUCUGCUACCGAAAGCAGGGUCACAACGAAACUGACCAGCCGUCCUUCACUCAGCCACUUAUGUACAAGCGAAUUGAGUCCAUUAAGCCUGUUCUCGAUAAGUACGUCGCGAAGUUGUUAGAGGAAGGCACCUUCACCAAAGAGGACAUUGAAGAGCACAAGAAGUGGGUGUGGGGAAUGCUCAAUGACAGCUUCGACCGCAGUAAGGAUUAUCAACCCACUGGCAAGGAAUGGUUGACCUCAGCCUGGAACGGGUUCAAGUCACCCAAAGAACUUGCCACUGAAGUUCUGCCUCACCCACCAACUGGUGUUCCGUCAGAUAUCCUCAAGGAGAUCGGCGGCAAGAUCGGCUCUGCUCCCGAGGGCUUCAAUGUUCAUCGUAACCUGAAGCGUAUCCUCGGCGGCAGAAAGAAGGCGGUCGAGGAUGGCAAGGGCAUCGAUUGGGCUACGGCCGAGGCUCUUGCUUUUGGCACUCUUUGUUUGGAAGGUCACCAUGUUCGCGUGUCCGGUCAAGAUGUUGAACGUGGUACCUUCUCUCAGCGUCAUGCGGUGCUCCACGACCAGGAAAACGAACAGACCUGGACUCCCCUUAACAACUUGGCCAAGGAGCAAGGCGCCUUCUCCAUCUCGAACUCGUCUCUCAGUGAGUUUGGUGUGCUCGGGUUUGAAUAUGGCUAUUCUCUAUCCUCGCCGAACGCGCUUGUGAUGUGGGAGGCUCAGUUCGGCGACUUUGCCAACAAUGCCCAGUGUGUUGUUGAUCAGUUCAUCGCAUCUGGCGAAGUGAAGUGGCUGCAGCGAUCUGGUCUCGUCUGCUCCCUGCCUCAUGGUUACGAUGGACAGGGACCCGAGCACUCAUCGGGUCGUAUGGAACGAUACCUCCAACUUUGCAACGAGGAGCCCCGGGUGUUCCCAUCAUCUGACAAGCUGGACAGGCAGCACCAAGACUGCAACAUGCAGGUUGCGUACAUGACCUCGCCCGCCAAUUAUUUCCAUAUUCUCCGUCGACAGAUGAACCGACAAUUCAGAAAACCGUUGAUCAUUUUCUUCUCGAAAUCGCUUCUGCGUCAUCCUAUUGCACGAUCCGACCUCGAAGACUUCACUGGCGAAUCUCAUUUCCAGUGGAUCAUCCCCGAUCCAGAACACGGUAAAGGCAUCGCCGAGCCUGACGAGAUCGACCGCGUCGUCAUCUGUACCGGUCAGGUCUAUGCUGCGCUGUCUAAGCAUCGUGCCGACAAGGGCAUCAAGAACACUGCCAUUACUCGCAUUGAACAACUCAAUCCCUUCCCUUGGCAACAACUCAAGGAAAAUCUUGACACCUACAAGAACGCGAAGACCAUUGUGUGGUGUCAAGAAGAACCCCUCAACGCUGGUGCUUGGAGUUUCGUCCAACCCCGUAUUGAGACUCUACUCAAUCAGACGGAACACCACAACAGAAGACAUGUCAUGUAUGCUGGGCGCGAUCCUAGUGCGUCUGUCGCCACAGGUCUCAAGGCUAGUCACGUCAAGGAAGAACAAGCAUUGCUCGAGGAGGCGUUCCAAGUCACGCAGGACAAGCUGAAGGGCGAGUGACUGGCCGGACAUACCAUGAGUGAUGGCGUGACAGGUGCGACUGUUGUCCUAUGAACACGUCUCGACCUUCUCAAUGAAGCAGAAGAAUUCUUGAGGGAAUGAUGAGGGCGGUCAGAAAGAAAGGCAUCGAAAAGCUCGUAUGUUGUACUACGGCAAGCUGCUGGGGACAUCAUCAUUCACAUGAUAUGCAUGGGUGGAAGUCAGAAUGAUGGUCAGCAUACGGUCGAUCAGUCAUGUUCCAAAUGCAAUUAGCUCUUGUGAGUCAGUGUUACCUAAUACUACUCGCUCAGUGUUUGAGAUGGGUGGCUGUUGAUGGUGAUGAUGAGAUGGUGGAGGCAGUGGUACCCAGUAUCCCUUACUACUGAAAUAGUGUUUGUCCCGUUAUAUCGAUAUUCCUGAGCAUUCAGCUUGAGAAUCAAAGAAGAAUAAUGAAGUACGAAAGCACUGCUGUACAUGUACCCCGUACGUGGAUACUUGUCCUUUCUUUUUUUUCCGG